UUCUGUUAGCUUGAUGGCUUAUAAUGUUUUCUACACUAGUGUUCCUGUUCUAGUCAGUGUCCUAGACAAAGAUCUUAGUGAAGAAACAGUGAUGCAGCAUCCACAAAUUUUGUUUUAUUGUCAAGCAGGAAGACUUCUGAAUCCUAGCACAUUCGCUGGAUGGUUUAGAAGAUCUCUUUUUCAUGCAAUUGUUGUAUUUGUAAUCAGCAUACAUGCCUAUGAUAAUGAAAAAAGUGAAAUGGAGGAGAUCUCAUUGGUUGCUCUCUCUGGAUGUAUUUGGUUGCAGGCUUUUGUUAUGAUAUUAGAAACAAAGUAAGUUUCUUUCUAUUAAGCAUGCUUUG
Molecule: messenger RNA, 341 nt
Organism: Humulus lupulus (European hop)
Lineage: Eukaryota; Viridiplantae; Streptophyta; Magnoliopsida; Rosales; Cannabaceae
Product: phospholipid-transporting ATPase 2-like
Exons: 3
Coding region: 14-316 (100 amino acids)
Biological process (GO): phospholipid translocation
Cellular component (GO): plasma membrane
Molecular function (GO): ATPase-coupled intramembrane lipid carrier activity
Source: RefSeq, a predicted model, not a curated record